CCCCCGGUAGAGGAUGUUCAGACAGUGCUGAGUCCAGUGGUGAGCUGUGGCCCCCCAGGGGUCCUCCUGACCCGCCCAGUCAUCCUCACCAUCCACCACUGUGCCAAGGCUGAUGGAGACGACUGGCAGAUCGAGCUGAAGAACCAGCUGACACAGGGCCAAUGGGAGGUGAGAACGCUAGGGGUCAGAGAGCAGCCAAUCAUCUAGCUGUAGAUGCCAGUAUUGUUUAUACAUAUAGCUAAGAGGGCAGGGACUAGUCAUUACAGAAUACACCUGGAGCAUUAGUGCUUGCAAAAGCAUGUAAUGUUAAAAAGAAGACAGGAAUUGUCAUGAAGCUUUUCAGAUUCAAAUACGUGAUGUUGACAAAGGCUUAAUUCUAUAAAAAAUCUUUUUUUUAUAUACCUUUAUUUAACUAGGCAAGUCAGUUAAGAACAAAUUCUUAUUUACAAUGACGGCCUACACCGGCCAAACCCGGACGACGCUGGGCCAAUUGUGCGCCGCCCUAUGGGACUCCCAAUCACGGCUGGUUGUGAUACAGCCUGGAAUCGAACCAGGGGGUCUGUAGUGACGCCUCAAGCACUGAGAUGCAGUGCCUUAGACCACUCACCACUAUAGUGUUGAAUUGUAUAGUGGGGAAACAGACAGGUGAUGUCUACUGGGCAGGAGGAACUGCAGGAGACAUAUAAUCUGUCCCAAAUGGCUCCCUAUUCCCUAUAGACUCUGGUCAAAAGUAGUGGACUGUAUAGGGAAUAGGGUAUCAUUUUGGGGCACAGCACCCAAGCUCAAUUAGACGAGCAGGAUGGUUGAAAAGCUGUUAUCACAAGGAAUUUGCUCAAGUUCCACCCCUCCAUCCAUCCUUCCUUUCUCUCCCUCUCUUCUUCUCUGCCGCUCUCUCAGCGUGAACAGACUACCUGGAGAAGUUUACUUUGUGUGUGUGUGUGUGUGUGCAUGCUCUGUAGUGUGUGAUAGGGGCCCACUCCUGGUCCUGUAUUGAUGGUGUGUUAGUACUGUUUAUGAUAAGACUGUCUGCAGGUAACACUGUGUGAACAAGGCCCCUAUGUUAUCGCACAGAAACACAAUGUCUGCCCACAAUUAUGCAUGCAGCAGCCGUGUGUGCGCAUGCAUGCCUGUGUGUGUGUGAGAGAGAGAGAGAGAGAGAGGGGGAGCCAUCCAUCUUUAGUUCCUUUGUGCUGCGGUCUCCAUUUUACACUACUUUCCUCCAACUCAGUAACAUUAGAAUGUGGUGGCUUUUUAGACUGCUGAAGCUGCAUUCACUAGCACAGGGGAGCUUCUACAUACUAACUCGGUUAGCUCUAUAAAACUAACCCCACAUCGCUGUGGCUUUGACCUAGAUAUACAGUGUAUAGACACUGAUUUUGGGUCAGUUUUACAUUUCCCCCACUAAUGGUUAAGGUUAGGAUUGGGGGAGGGGAAGCUGAUCCUAGAUCCUUAUCUAGUGAAACUUUACCACAAAGCUAGAUAUACGUAGGGUAGAUCUUAUAGAUUCCAGACUGUCAGAGGGACAAAUAAACUGUUAAGGGCAGACGGAGAGAGAUGAACCUGACUUAAGGAGUGAUUGGCUUCUGCUGAUGUUGAACAAUAGAUUCCUGUGGGUUUCUGUGGCUUGUCUUUUUGCAUCCUGGUAAAACUAUGUCUACGUCCCAAAUGGCACCCUAUUCCCUAUGUACAGAAGUGCACUACAUUUAGGACAAAAGUAGUGCACUAUAUAGGGAACAGGGUGCAAUUUGGGAUACAUAUUACAUUAUGUGACCCUCUUCAUAGAGGACUGUCUCAUUUCCCACAGAAGUACUGUAUAGGGACUAAAGGACAAACAGUUAUUAAUGUCACUUCAGGGAAAGUCAUUUAAAUCUACUCAAAAGAAUGACCUGGCAAAUACAGUACCUGUACAGUAUAAUGCUACAGCACCAUGGUGUCCAUAUUAGGAGUAAUGUCAUGAGAAGCUGUACUGUACUAAAGCUGACAUAGCACACAUUUAGGAAUGAUGAUGCCGAUUUUGCAAUGAAGGUCUACAGUAGCCUCAACAGCACUCUGUAGAUUAGCACCAUGGUGUAGCCGGAGCACAGCUAGCUUCCGUCCUCCUCUGGGUACGCUGACUUCAAUACAACACCUAGGAGGCUCAUGGUUCUCACCCCCUUCCAUAGACUUACCCAGUAAUUAUGACAGCUUCCGGAGGGCGUCCUCCAACCCAUCAGAACUGUUGCAGCACGAACUGACAUGUUGUCCACCCAAUCAAAGGAUCAGAGAAUGAAUCUAGUACUGUAGGCAUAAGCUACAGCUAGCUAGCACUGCAGUGCAUAAAAUGUUGUGAGUAAUUCACUCAAAGAGAGAGAAAGACAAUAGUUGAACAGUUUUGAACAAAUUAAGUUCUUCCAAAAUGAAGGACUUUCAUUUACUUACCGAGCAAAUGCAGUGGCUAGUUUAGCCCACUCCCAAAAAAAUUACAACCUGUAAUUUAAAUAUUAUUUGGACAAACACAAAAUAGUCCAAAUUGGGGAAGUGAAAUUGAAAAGAUAACCCUGAAGGCCCUGCUAAGCUCCACAGCGGAGAUUGGAGUAUCUGUCCAUAGGACCACUUUAAGCCGUACACUCCACAGAGCUGGGCUUUAUGGAAGAGUUGCCAGAAAAAAGCUUAUUGCAUAAAGAAAAAAGACUCCCCAAACAUAUGGAAGAAGGUACUCUGUUCAGAUGAGACUAAAAUUGAGCUUUUUGGCAAUCAAGGAAAACGCUAUGUCCGGCGCAAACCCAACAGCUCUCAUCACCCCGAGAACACCAUCACCAUAGUGAAGCAUGGUGGUGGCAGCAUGAUGCUGUGGGGAUGUUUUUCAUCGGCAGGGACUAGGAAACUGGUCAGAAUUGAAGGAAUGAUGGAUGGCGCUAAAUACAGGGAAAUUUGAGGGAAACCUGUUUCAGUCUUGCAGAGAAUUGAGACUGGGAUGGAGGUUCACCUUCCAGCAGGACAAUGACCCUAAGCAUACUGCUAAAGCAACACUUGAGUAGUUUAAGGGGAAACAUUUAAAUGUCUUUGAAUGGCCUAGUCAAAGCCCUACCUCAAUCCAAUUGAGAAUGUACACCAGCGGAACCCAUCCAACUUGAAGGAGCUGGAGCAGUUUUGCCUUGUAGAAUGGGCAAAAAUCCCAGUGGCUAGAUGUGCCAAGCUUAUAGGGACAUACCCCAAGAGACUUGCAGCUGUAAUUGCUGCAAAAGGUGGCUCUACAAAGUAUUGAAUUUGGGUUGGUGAAUAGUUAUGCACGCUCAAGUUCAGUUUUUUUUGUCUUAUUUCUUGUUUGUUUCACAAUAAAAAAAAAUAUUUUGCAUCUUCAAAGUGGUAGGCAUGUUGUGUAAAUCAAAUGAUACAAACCCCAAUUCCAGGUUGUAAGGCAACAAAAUAGGAAAAAUGCCAAGGGGGCGGGGUGAAUACUUUCGCAAGCCACUACAUAUGUCGAUGUUGGGGUGGUGCUGGAAAGUUUCCCUUUAAAUGCAUAGAAUGAAUAGAACUGGGUCCCAAUUCAAGUCAAUGAUUCUUCCGUUCUAUGCAUUCUAUUUCUAUGCAUUUAAUCCUGUCUGAUAGGUGAAAUCCAGAGAGAUAACUUUUAAGGAAAAUGGGUCCAGAAGACGAAGGGUCCACACUGUCUGUGCUGAGCCCAGCAACAUCCUAGGUGUGUUGUAAGAACACAUUUAUCAAACAAAGAAGAAAAUCACUGAAUACACGCCUUAUAGAUGACCAUUGGCUCAUAAUACCUCAUAACAGCCUCACUACUUUUAUUUCAAAUGAGUGCCUGUCAUAUGUGUUCCCCCCUACCCUAAGGGUUAAUUACAUACACUACCAGUCACACUUACACACCUACUCAUUCAAGGGUUUUUCUUUAUUUUGUAUAUUUUUUACAUUGUACCAAAAAAAGUGUUAAACAAAUCAAAAUAUAUUUUAUAUUUGAGAUUCUUCAAAGAGCCACCCAUUGCCUUGAUGACAGCUUUGCACGCUCUUGGCAUUCUCUCAACCAGCUUUCUGUAAAGGCCUUUAAUUCCUUUUUUUCUCUCCUCAUAAUAGCCGGGAAAUGAAUGCUAGUGUGUGGCUCAUGUACUGUAUGAUUAUAAAUAAUAGAAAGCAGAGCAUCAUGGCGUGAGACAAUGCAGUGUUGGAACAAGGAGUUAUGGCACAAGUAGAGGAGUCACUGGAGAAUGUAGAGGAGAGGUCGGACAUGGGCAGUGUGUAUUGUCUGGGUGGCAGUGCUGCUCGUUCACGCACGUGUGCACGUUCAUACAUACACACAGCCACAACCACACACAUACACGUCAUAUAGACAAGGGUGCCGCUGUAGAGUUGGAUUUAUACCAGGGGAAUGCAAUAGGGCCAGUCUCUUAUCAUACCAUAACCAAGUGUGUGUGUUUGUUCUUCAGGACGUGGUGGUGGUCGGGCAGGAGAACUUCACCACGCCUUGCUACAUCCAGUUGGAUGAGGAGGCGUGUCACCUGCUAACAGAGACCCUAGGUACCUACUGCCUGGUGGGCCAGUCUGUCAGCAAGUCUGCUGCCAAGCGCCUCAAACUGGCCAUCUUCGGCCCCGUGUCCAGCACCACACUGGAGUACCACAUCCGAGUCUACUGCCUGGAUGACACCCAAGAUGCACUCAAGGUACAGGGGACCACUAAGACCUCUAAGACUUAGGAUAGUCUUAGAGGUACCAACUCCUUGUGACUCUGAGGCUAUCCUAAUAUGGACAGCAUACACCAAUUAAAUCAUGCUCUCUCUCGCUCGCUCACUCACUCCCACAUUCACUCACCAGGGAGAAGAUUUUGAAAACAAAUGUAUAAAAAAAAAAAAAACUGAAAUAUCACAUUUACAUAAAUAUUUAGACCCUUUACUCAGUACUUUGUUGAAGCAACUUUGGCAGCGAUUACAGCCUCGAGUCUUCUUGGGUAUGGCGCUACAAACUUGGCACACCUGUAUUUGGGGAGUUUCUCCCAUUUCUUCUCUGCAGAUCCUCUCAAGCUCUGUCAGGUUGGAUGGGGAGCAUUGCUGCACAGCUAUUUUCAGGUCUCUCCAGAGAUGUUCAAUCGGGUUCAAGUCCGGGCUCUGGUUGGGCCACUCAAGGACAUUCAGUGACUUGUCUCGAAGCCACUCCUGUGUUUUCUUGGCUGUGUGCUUAGGGUCGUUGUCUUGUUGGAAGGUGAACCUUCACCCCAGUCUGAGGUCUGAGCCAUGAAGUGCUUUGAAAGGCUGGUCAUGGCUCACAUCAACACCAUUAUCCCAGAAACCCUAGACCCACUCCAAUUUGCAUACCGCCCCAACAGAUGAUGCAAUCUUUAUUGUGCUCCACACUGCCCUUUCCCACCUGGACAAGAGGAACACCUACAUGAGAAUGGAAUUCAUUGACUACAGCUCAGCGUUCAACACCAUAGUGCCCUCAAAGCUCAUCACUAAGCUAAGGACCCUGGGACUAAACACCUCCCUCUGCAACUGGAUCCUGGACUUCCUGACAGGCCGUCCCCAGGUGGUAAGGGUAUGUAACAACACAUCUGCCAUGCUGAUCCUCAACACGGGGGCCCCUCAGGGGUGCGUGCUCAGUCCCCUCCUGUACUCCCUGUUCACCCAUGACUGCAUGGCACAACUCCAACACCAUCAUUACGUUUUCUGACGACACAACAGUGGUAGGCCUGAUCACCAACAACGUUGAGACAGCCUAUAGGGAGGAGGUCAGAGACCUGGCCAUGUGGUGCCAAGAUAACGACCUCUCCCACAACGUGAUCAAGACAAAGGAGAUGUUUGUGGACUACAAGAAAAAAAAGAGGACUUAGCAUGCCCCCAUUCUCAUCGACGGGCUGUAGUGGUGUCCACAUCACCAACGAACUAUCAUGGUCCAAACACACCAAGACAGUUGUGAAGAGGGUACGACAAAGCCUAUUUCCCCUCAGGAGACUGAAAAGAUUUGUCAUGGGUCCUCAGAUACGCAAAAGGUUCUACAGCUGCACCAUCGAGAGCAUCCUGACUGGUUGCAUCACCGCCUGGUAUUGCAACUGCUUGGCCUCUGACCGCAAGGCACUACAGAGGGUAGUGCGUAUGGCCCAGUACAUCACUGGGGCCAUGCUUCCUGCCAUCCAGGACCUCUAUACCAGGCGGUGUCAGAGGAAGGCCCUAAAAAUUGUCAAAGACUCCAGCCACCCUAGUCAUAGACUGUUCUCUCUGCUACCGCACUGCAAGUGUACCAGAGCGCCAAGUCUAGGCCCAAAAGGCUUCUUAACAGCUUCUACCCCCAAGCCAUAAGACUCCUGAACAGCUAGUCAUGGCUUCCCAGACUAUUUGCAUUGUCCACCCCACCCCCUCUUUUAUGUUGCUGCUACUCUGUUUAUUAUCUAUGCAUAGUCACUUUAACUCUACCCACAUGUACAUUUCAUUUACAUUUUAGUCAUUUAGCAGACGCUCUUAUCCAGAGCGACUUACAGGAGCAUUUAGGGUUAAGUGCCUUGCUUAAGGGCACAUCGACAGAUUUUUCACCUAGUCGGCUCGGGGAUUAGAACCAGCGACCUUUCGGUUACUGGCACAACGCUCUUACCCACUAAGCUACCUGCCGCCCUCAAUUACCUUGACUAACCGGUGCCCCUGCACAUUGACUCAGUAUGGUUACCCCCUGUAUAUAGCCUCCGUACAGUUAUUUUAUUUUACUGAUGCUCUUUAUUUUUUAUUGUUAUUUUUUACUUAUCUAUUUUUUACCUAACACUUAUGCAUAUUCUUGAUACCAUUUGAAAGGAAACACUUUGAGGUUUGUAGAAAUGUGAAAUUAAUGUAGGAGAAUAACACAUUCGAUCUGGUAAAAGAUAAUACAAACAAAAAAACAUGCAUUUUCAAUUUUUUGUUUUCUUCCAUAAUCUUUGAAAAGCAAGCGAAAGGCCACAAUAUAAUAUUGCAGUAUAGGCGCAAUUUAGAUUUUGGCCACUAGAUAUAAUAUGCCAUUUAGCAGACGCUUUUAUCCAAAGCGACUUACAGUCAUGUGUGCAUACAUUUUUACGUAUGGGUGGUCCCGGGGAUCGAACCCACUACCCUGGCGUUACAAGCGCCAAGCUCUACCAAUUGAGCUACAGAGGACCACUGGCAGCAGUGUGUGUGCAAAGUUUCAGAUUGAUCCAGUGAAGCAUUGCAAUACUGCACUAUUUUGUAUCAUGUCUGCCCAAAUGUGCCGAAUUGGUCAAUUUACACAUUUUCAGGUACAUAACUAUAGAGAACAUACACAAAUGAUAUGGUAAAUCCAGGCUCUGUCGCAGCCGGCCGCGACCGGGAGACUCAUGGGCGGCGCACAAUUGGCCCAGCGUCGUCCACGGUAGGGGAGGGAAUGGCCGGCAGGGAUGUAGCUCAGUUGAUAGAGCAUGGCGUUUGCAACGCCAGGGUUGUGGGUUCGAUUCCCACGGGGGGCCAGUAUAAAAAAAAUAUGUAUUCACUAACUGUAAGUCGCUCUGGAUAAGAGCGUCUGCUAAAUGACUAAAAUGUAAAUGUAAAAAAUGUAUGUAAAUGUAAUACAAAAUGUAAGUUUACACACUCCCAGGAAUGUCAUAUAUGAUGGAUCAUUAGCUUAUACAGUCGUGGUCAUAAGUUUAGAGAAUGACACAAGUAUUGGUCUUCACAAAGUUCGCUGCUUCAGUGUUAUGAGAUUUUUGUCAGAUGUUACUAUGGUAUACUGAAGUAUAAUUACAAGGAUUCCAUACGUGUCAAAGGCUUUUAUUCACAAUUACAUUAAGUUUAUGCAAAGUCAAUAUUUGCAGUGUUGACCCUUCUUUUUCAAGACCUCUGCAAUCUGCCCUGGCAUGCUGUCAAUUAACUUCUGGGCCACAUCCUGACUGAUGGCAGCCCAUUCUUGCAUAAUCAAUGCUUGGAGUUUGUCAGAAUUUGUGGGUUUUUGUUUGCCCACCCGCCACUUGAGGAUCGACCACAAGUUCUCAAUGGGAUUAAGGUCUGGGGAGUUUCCUGGCCACAGACCCAAAAUGUCUAUGUUUUGUUCCCUGAGCCACUUAGUUAUCACUUUUGCCUUAUGGCAAGGUGCUCCAUCAUGCUGGAAAAGGCAUUGGUCAUCACCAAACUGUUCUUGGAUGGUUGGGAGAAGUUGCUUUUGGAGGAUGUGUUGUUUGGAAUCCGAAUGUUUGGAAUGGUCAGUGGGGAUCUAAAGACUAAUCAUGUCAUAUUGUUUAUUGAUGUCAUAAAAAAUGUUAUAACAAAAUUACUGUAAUUUGGAAAGUAUACACACUUAAUCUGUCAAGUUUACAUCCAAUAUGUUGUGUAUAUAAUAUGGAGAAUUACGAGAGAAUUUUGUUAAGAUAGAAAUGUGAUUUUAGUUUUCUAACAAAUUCAUAUAUUUUCAUAUAAGCUAUGCACGGUGACUAGACACGCCCGAGUGAGCUCAGAGACCGUGUCAGCAAGUAGAAACACCCCUUUUACCAGAGUGCAUAAAAAGCCUUGGUAACUAAAUUUACAUUAGACCAGAAAGCGUGGAGCUGUGGCUACACGGCUUAAAAUGGUUAGACCAGAAAGCGUGGAGACGGUAGUCCACACGUUUGAAAUGCUUAGAACUUUGAAUCUCAACAUGAGGUGAAGAAGAUAAACUCACCAGACUAGACCUGAACAUUGCCAGUCUAAAGUAAAGCACUUCAAACUCUGACUAAAGAUAUGAGUUGGGAAGGAGAAAAUCCCAUCUCAGACAAUCACUGAGUCUCUGCUCUGAGUACACUCCACUACAAGCCAGGACAACUAAGGACAUUGUGAGCUCUGGUGGACAACCAGAGCCUUACCUCAACAAACCCCCUUCCCCAUAGAAGGAUUUAUUGGUUUCAACAGAGAGAGACGACGAACAAAGAUGUCUACACGUAAAUACAUUCAUGACUUCUUACCCAAACGGCGGUGUUUCGUGAGAAAAGUAUUAUGAUUACUUUGAGGGUAGCUUCCAAAUGUAUCAACGAUAAGUUGACUCUCUCUUUGUCUCUCCCUCUCCCCCUCCCUCUCUCUUCCUUACCCCUCCCUCUUUUGAUAACCAAGCAGUCAUGCUGUUAGUCCGCUAAGGACUUUUUAUAUUAAGUGUAUGUAUUCUGUGUUAUUAUUUAGUUAGCUAGUAAAUAAAUAAUUAAGCCAAUUUGUGUAGUGCUGAAUCAUAAGUAAAGCUGGGGUUCUUGCGGAUCCAAGAAUUUUGCGACCGUUCAGAAUGAGACUGAUGAGGUAAUGAUUGAUACGUUGACUGUUUUACACAUAUUGAUAGGUAAAUACCUUUCAGAGUUUAAUUCGGGAGAUGGUAACUCUAUAAACAACUUCUUCCGUGGUGCCCCAAAUCCUAAUUAGUUAAUUGUUACAUGAUUAAUUUAAUCAAGUAACAAUUAAACAUAGUUGAUUUGAUAAAUAACAGUCAUCAUAUUAAUGAAAGUCACGUCACGACAGUGUCUUUAGGUGCCUUUUGACAAACUCCAAGCGGGUUGUCGUGUGCCUUUUACUGAGGAGUGGCUUCCGUCUGGCCACUCUACCAUGAAGGCCUUAUUGGUGGAGAGCUGCAGAGAUGGUUGUCCUUCUGGAAGGUUCUCCCAUCUCCACAGAGGAACUCUAGAGCUCUGUCAGAGUGACCAUCGGGUUCUUGGUCACCUCCCUGACCAAGGCCCUUCUCCCCCGAUUGCUCAGUUUGGCCCGGGGGCCAGCUCUAAGAAGAGUCUGGGUGGUUCCAAACCUCUUCCAUUUAAGAAUGAUGGAGGCCACUGUGUUCUUAGGGACCUUCAAAGCUGCAGAAAUGUUUUGGUACCCUUCCCCAGAUCUCUGCCUUGACACAAUCCUGUAUCGGAGCUCUACGGACAAUUCCUUUGACCUCAUGGCUUGGUUUUUGCUCUGACAUGCACUGUCAACACUGCCUUUCCAAAUCAUGUCCAAUCAAUUGAAUUUACCACAGGUGGACUCCAAUCAAGUUAUAAAAACAUCUCAAGUAUGAUCAAUGGAAACAGGAUGCACUUGAGCUCAAUUUCGAGUCUCAUAGCAAAGGGUCUGAAUACUUAUCUAAAUAAGGUAUUUCUGUUUUAAAUAUUUUAUAAAUUAGCAAACAUUUCUAAAAACCUGUUUUUGCUUUGUCAUUAUGGGGUAUUGUGUGUAGAUUGCUGAGGAAAAUGUUGUAUUUAAUCCAUUUUAGAAUAAGGCUGUAACGUUUAAAAAAAUGUGGAGUGAAGGGGUCUGAAUACUUUCCGAAGGCGCUGUAUGUCUGUAGUUGAAUGUAAUAAGUUAUCUGAUAUACACUUACACAAUGACUCUUCACCAGUUUGCUGGUUUGCACUAGCCUCACAUGGAUUUAGGCUUAUGCAUCCAGUAUCAUAAUGGAUACUACCAUUGUGGUUAAGUCAAAAGUUAUUUUGUGUCCGUGUCUUUCCUGCUGUAGGAGGUCCUUCAGAUGGAGACUCAGAUGGGAGGAAAGCUGUUGGAUGAACCAAAAAUCCUGAACUUCAAGGACGGCACCCACAACCUGCGCCUCUCCAUCCACGACAUCCCCCACGCACAGUGGAAGAGCAAGCUGCUCGCCAAGUACCAGGUGAGCUCAUGGUGAAAAAAUUGGAGUCUACUUGACUUGCGUCGCAAUAAAUAAAUCAUAUAUAUAUAGUAUAUAGUCUUCGAAGACUAUAUACAAUAUAUAUUGAAGAAUUAUGUUGUCUCAGACUGGUUUCAUAGACGAGACGUAACAUAGUAAACGUAAAUCCGGGACACACAAAUUAGUAUGAUAUGUUACGUUUGGUAUAGUUACAUAAGACAAAAGGUUACUUAAGGCAAAAAUGAAAAUAGGGUGGUUGCGUCUAGCAACCCAAGGGUUGCGUGUUUGAAUCUCAUCACGGACAAUUUCAGCUAAUUAGCAACUAGUUACUACUUUUUAGCUACUUUGCAACUACUUAGCAUGUAACCUUAACCCUUUUAGCUAACCCUUCCCUAACCAUUUAACCUAACUCCUAACCCUAACCUUAACCCCUAGAGCUAGCUAACGUUAGCAUUAUCUACCUAGCCACCUAGGUAACAUUAUCAACAAUUUGGAAUUCGUAACAUAUCAUACAAAAUGGAUGAUGGAGAUCCACAAAUGUAAUACAUACCAUAUGAAACUUAACAUAUCAUACUAAAUGGAGUGUCACAGAUUCACGUACAGAAUAAUACGAAAUGCUCUGAGACAAAGUUAUGUGUCUGUGUGCUAACCCUUCUGUGUAUGUGUGUGUGUGUGUGUGCUUGCAUGUGUAUUUGUGUGUGUGUGUUUAUGUAUGUGUAGGAGAUCCCUUUCUACCAGGUGUGGAGUGGCUGCCAGCGGACCCUGCACUGCACCUUCACCCUGGAGCGGUUCAGUGCCAGCACCACAGAGCUCAGCUGUAAGCUGUGUGUACGCCAGGUGGAGGGAGAGGGACAGAUCUUUCAACUCAGCAGCACUUUGUCU
Coregonus sp. 'balchen' is the source of this 11427-nucleotide messenger RNA. NCBI's taxonomy places the organism in Eukaryota, Metazoa, Chordata, Actinopteri, Salmoniformes, Salmonidae. The record is from the annotation of a GenBank genome assembly.